AGGAAGUCUGGUACUGAUUAAACCUUGGUCAGUGACAGCCCUGCAGUGUGGGAAGAGAGAGAGAAAACUGUUUUCUACAGAUGAGUGUCAUGGCUGGCCAGUUGUUCCUCAUACUGCUUUUCACUUCCAUAGCAGGUUGCCUGCAAGCUGAAGGAAAUGUGUUUUUACAGGAAGAAAAUGCAAACAAGUUUUUGGGAAGAACAAAGCGUGCUAAUUCCUUUUUUGAGGAGCUGAAGAAAGGGAACAUUGAAAGAGAAUGUUAUGAGGAACGCUGCUCAAAAGAAGAAGCCAGAGAAGCCUUCGAAGACACAGAGAAAACUGAUGAGUUCUGGAAUAAAUAUAUAGAUGGGGACCAGUGCAAACUCAAUCCUUGUCAGUAUGGUGCAACGUGUAAAGAUGGAAUUGGCACAUACACUUGUACAUGCUUGGAUGGAUAUCAGGGCAAAAACUGUGAAUCUGUUAUACCAAAAUACUGCAAGCUGAACAAUGGCGAUUGUGGCCACUUCUGCAGACCUGAAAGAAACGGUGUUGUAUGCUUCUGUGCCACUGGCUAUAUUCUGGGACCAGAUGAAAAAUCUUGUAUUCCGACAGAGCCUUUCCCAUGUGGGAAAGUUUAUGUGAAGAGAAAAAAGAGGUCAGUGAUUUCAUUUGGUAACAGUAGCAGUGUUACCAGUGAACAAGAUGGCAACCCCAAUGAACUGUAUAGCAACAAUGGGACAAGCCACAGAAACAUCACCAGUAUCGCAGACAGCCCAGAUCUUCUUCAGAAUGAAACAAAAGCUCCCAAUAGAACAGAGAAUGAUCCUAAAACUAACGUGUCUCCAAACCCUCAUACGAGGAUAGUAGGUGGUAAUGACUGCUUGCCUGGUGAAUGUCCGUGGCAGGCUCUUCUAAUAAAUGAAGACAAGGAAGGGUUUUGUGGAGGGACAAUUUUGAACCAGUUCUAUAUACUUACUGCAGCUCACUGCAUAAACCAAUCUAAAACCAUUAAAGUUGUUGUCGGGGAAGUGGACAGAGAUAAGGAAGAAAACACGGAAAUGAUGAUCUCUGUGGAAAAAAUAUUUGUACAUGGUAAAUUUGUUCUGGCAACUUAUGAUUAUGACAUAGCCCUUAUAAAAUUAAAGGAACCUAUAAAGUUUUCUCGGUAUAUUAUCCCGGCAUGCCUUCCUGAUGCGGAAUUUGCUAACGAAAUUCUGAUGAAUCAAAAAUCUGGAACUGUUAGUGGUUUUGGACGUCUUUUUGAACAUGGACGGGUAUCCAACAAACUUAAAGUGCUUGAAGUCCCCUAUAUUGAUAGAAAUUCAUGCAAGCAAACUACUAACUUUGCGAUCACAGAAAACAUGUUCUGUGCUGGCUAUGACAAUGUAACUAAAGAUGCAUGUCAGGGAGACAGUGGGGGUCCACAUGUUACUAAAUACAAGGACACCUAUUUUGUUACUGGUAUAGUCAGCUGGGGAGAAGGAUGUGCAAGGAAAGGCAAAUAUGGAGUGUAUACAAAAGUGUCAAAGUUCCAAGGCUGGCUAAAAAGGACAUUAAGACAUAACCCUUAAUUAUAUGAAAUUAAUUUAGCAUUAUGUUUCGGACACUCAGCUGAUCCAUAAAUAAGAGUUCAGUCUUUUUUAGCACUUCUGCUGAAAUUCUUUCCUGACAGCUUACUAUUUCCUUUAGAGAGUUACAACACUGUUUCUUCAUGAGUUAACACAUGGUUUUCAGCAUGCGUACUUGCACUUAAAACAAUGCUCUGUUUGAUUUAAGGACUUUCAUGAAACAAGAUUGUGGUUUUUUUUUUUGUUUUUUUUUUAUUCCACUUUGGGUUCCUGAUUUACAAUUUUCCUAAUUGAUCUGUAGGAAACGUAGGGUUGUUGUGGGUUUGUUCGUUUGUUUGGAUGAACACACUCUAGUUAUAAUGAAAUUCGGAGCUGACAGUACUUGAGUGGGAGAGACAAGACAAAUGUACAAAUAGCAUGUAUCUAAAAAUAGGUGUGGGACAUUGCUGAAAUUAAACAGAGCAUUUCCAAAGCCUUAUGGCCUCAGGGCAAACUGUCUAAUCUUCCAAAUGACUCUUACACACAUACAUAUACACACACAUUAAAAAGCUAAAGAAGGCAGAGAGGUUACUCAUUGCUAAAACUGUGCAGCAAAUAAAUCCUAAACAAUUGAUACUAAAUAACUGGGUAUUUCAUAGAAACAAAAUGUCUAUGUUUCAAUUAAACAUAGAGUACAGUCAAUAGAAAAAAAAACUUGAUUCUUAUCCAGAAAUCAUAUAUAUUCAUCAUAUAUCUGUUUGUUUCUCUUUUUAAAAUACUUUAUCACUCUUGUUUCUUUUGUGGACAAUAAUUAAUUAAUUUAGUAUUAAUGUGGAUGUUGUAGGUACUUCUAUAGAAAUGCAAUAUUGUUGUACAUCUGCAUUUACCAACAAAAUAAAGUGUUAUCUAUAUUUAUUUAGUAAA
This is a messenger RNA of Chelonia mydas (Green sea turtle), 2450 nucleotides long. RefSeq names its product coagulation factor X (gene F10). Gene Ontology annotation, cellular component: extracellular region. The coding region runs from base 81 to 1550 and encodes 489 amino acids. The transcript is spliced from 8 exons. Gene Ontology annotation, molecular function: serine-type endopeptidase activity; calcium ion binding. Gene Ontology annotation, biological process: blood coagulation; proteolysis. The record is from RefSeq and is a predicted model, not a curated record. Lineage: Eukaryota; Metazoa; Chordata; Testudines; Cheloniidae.